This is a messenger RNA of Rhineura floridana, 2344 nucleotides long. RefSeq names its product prolyl 3-hydroxylase family member 4 (inactive) (gene P3H4). Gene Ontology annotation, biological process: collagen fibril organization; peptidyl-lysine hydroxylation. Bases 97 to 1530 code for a protein of 477 amino acids. The record is from RefSeq and is a predicted model, not a curated record. The transcript has 8 exons. Gene Ontology annotation, molecular function: protein binding; collagen binding. Lineage: Eukaryota; Metazoa; Chordata; Lepidosauria; Squamata; Rhineuridae. Gene Ontology annotation, cellular component: endoplasmic reticulum.
CGCCGUCUUCCUUCCCCCUGCUUCCCGGAGACUCCCGAUGGGCCUCGAAGCGGCUGGGCAGCCCUCAAGAACCGAGCCGCCGGCUGCGCGGGCGGCAUGGAGCGGAGAAGCCGGGGGCUCCUGCUGGCUUUCCUGCUACUGGCUGCGUCGGCGCCUGAAGCCGACGCGCAAUAUGAAAAGUACAGCUUCCGCGGGUUCCCUGAAGCCGAGCUGAUGCCUCUGCAGAGCGCCUACGCGUACGCGCUGGAGCUGUACGAGGGCGAGAGCUGGAGGGAGAGCGUCCGCUACCUGGAGGCGAGUCUGCGCCUCCAUCGCCUACUCCGAGACAGCGAGGCUCAUUGCCACAAGGAGUGCGCGGGGAGCGAGAAGUUUGGAGAGGGCGCCGCGCUGGGAGAGCCUGCAGGGGGCGCCCAGCGCAGUUCGGCUCGUGGAGAACGCGAGGAAGGCGCUACGCUUGGAGUGGCGGCCGAGAGUGCGCGGUCGGGCGCGGAGCUUGGAGAGCCUGCAGGGGGCGCGCCAGACGAGUGGCGCCGGGAGAUGGAACUUUUCGGGCUCGUCCUCCAGCGCGCCUCCUGUCUGCGGAGGUGCAAGCGCAGCCUGCCGGUAUUCCAACUCAGGUACCCGCCGGCCGAGACCCUGCGGGACUUCCAGCGCCGCACCCCUUACCAAUACCUGCACUACGCGCUCUUCAAGGCAAAUAAGAUUGAAAAAGCUGUGUCGGCCGCACAUACGUUCCUGCAGAAGAACCCCAAGCAUGAGAUGACCCAGAAGUACCUGAAUUAUUACAAAACUAUGGUGGAUGUGGACGAAUACCUCAUAGACUUGGAAGCACAGCCAUAUGAGACUGUUUUUGUACGAGCGGUGAAACUGUAUAACAGUGGAGAUUUCCGGAGCAGCAUUGCAGACAUGGAGCAUGCACUGUCUGAUUACUACAAGGCCUACGAGAACUGCCUGGCUGGCUGUGAAGGCAGCUACGAGCUCCGUGAAUUUAAGGACUUCUACCCCGCCAUUGCAGAUCACUUUGUCGAGGUCCUGCAGUGCAAAGUGGAUUGUGAGACUGACCUGAUUCCAAAUGUAGGCGGCUAUUUUGUGGAGAAGUUUGUGGCUACAAUGUAUCACUACCUUCAGUUUGCAUACUACAAGCUGAAUGAUAUCAAGAAUGCAGUACAGAGUGUGGCCAGCUACAUGCUCUUUGACCCUGGGGACGAGGUCAUGCAGCAGAACCUGGUCUAUUAUCGCUUCUAUCGUGAGCGUUGGCACCUGGAAGAGGAUGACUUCAACCCACGGCCGGAGGCCUUGCGCUAUCACAACCAGACAUCUGCGCAGAAGAAACUCUUGGAGUUUGCCAGGCAGUAUCUCCAAGCAGACGAUGAGGCAGAGGUGGAUGAUGGUGGGGAGACGAAGGAACCAGCCUUGCCAUCGGAUGCCGAGUUUGAAGGGAUGGGUGACUAUGAAGAAGGAUUUUUGUCCCAGUGGUGGCAGGAGCCAAAAUCAAAAGGCGACAGAGCCGACCAAGAAAGGCUCGAAUGAGUGGUGUGAUCCCUACAUCAUCUGCAGGUGAGGGGGCAUUCUAAUUCCUUGCACCCACCAGGGUUGAAGUAGGCUGUCUGGAACUGGCAGAUGCACCCCUGAUGGUGUUCCAACAAGAUUCCUGGCUUAGGAACCUCACCCUCCAGGUCCUUGUUUAAAAUUCCAGCAAGACUGGGGAAGUUCCACCUUCAGUACCUCCUGUGUAGGACUUUUAAUACCACCCCAAAGUUCAUUGGCUGAGCAUGACUGCCUCUGAACUAAUCCAAGCCGCUGUGUUUUGUCCCAUGGUACUUCACUUCUAGAAAAGCCCUGCGAGCAGUCUUUGAAAUAAAUCUCCCUUGAAAGUUAUGGGAGAAGACUAGCACAGAGUCCACUUCUGAUUUCACCCUGAGCUGUGCCAGUGUGACUUCAAAUAUAUUGGGAACGAGUGAUCUUGGCUAUUCAGACUAGCACAAACACACACAGUAGCAAUCUAUAUAACUGCCACUGAUUUUCCUGUGGGGCCAAAUGUAAGCCAUUGACCUUUUUCCCAUAGACCCUUGCCUCUUUAAGAACCAGGCUGCUAGCAUGCCUUGCUCUGGUUCUGACUGGUACUGAUCAUUCACAUUGUGUGCUAGACCUCAGCAAGCACAGGCUCCUUUCUGACAUGGUUCUUGAAUAGAACAAUAGGUACGUUCAAAUUGGCUUGUCAAGUGCCUUCUUAAACCUCACAGAGUUGCCUUUGUAAUAUUGUUUUCAUUAAUUUAAUUCAUGGGUUGUUCUUUUUGCUUUGUACAUAUUUUUAAUUAUAAUUUUUAAUAAAAUACCUCCCAGU